Brassica napus (rape) is the source of this 1011-nucleotide messenger RNA. RefSeq lists its product as uncharacterized. The record is from RefSeq and is a predicted model, not a curated record. NCBI's taxonomy places the organism in Eukaryota, Viridiplantae, Streptophyta, Magnoliopsida, Brassicales, Brassicaceae. The transcript is spliced from 3 exons. The coding region runs from base 45 to 824 and encodes 259 amino acids. Gene Ontology annotation, cellular component: nucleus.
CCGUCAAGCUCUGUAUUGCACAGAUUCAUAGAGCGAAGAAGAAGAUGGGAGGCGAAGAGGAGACGAAGAAGAGAGUGGUAGUUGAAUCGCUGGGAUGGAUAACGGAAUCUUCAAUCAUGCCGAAGAAGCAUCGCGCCAUCGAAGGCGUGGGUCCUUCCUCAAUCAUGGAGCUCAAGGCUCAGCUCUAUAAGUCUCAGGAAGAAGCUAAGCUGACGAAGGAUUUCACCGGAUCCGAUGCUCAGUACCACCGCGCGAAAGAAAGGAUCGCCGCUAAAGACUCUUUCGCCGCGAAGAACUCCGGCGUCGAGGGUCGAGCUUUCAAGGACAAGCUGGAGCUUAAAGCGGUUAAAGACGGAGCAGUUAGCUACGCUGCGUUGGAGAAGAAGGCUCAGUUAUAUGAAAAGCUUGCAAGGGGAGAGCUUUCGGACGAAGAAGCCGAGGAGAAGUACUGUGUGGAUUUCUUCAGGAAGGGGGUACAACGUGGAGAUGAUUUAGAGCCACCAAGGACUAGCAACAGUUCCGUUUCGGCACCACCUGAGGAUUUAAAAGCAGAUGGUGAGGAUGAUGGUUCGCUGUUUAGCACCAAGUUUGCUGGACUCGGACGUGCGGUUGAGACAGCUGAUAUAAGUCAACACGUGCGUAUGGUCAGAGAGGUUCAUCAAGAAGUGAAUCAAGCGAGAGAAAAGGCAACAGAGUUGAAGCAAAGGAGACAAGAGCAGGCAACAAAUCGUCGGGAGAAACUCAAACAAGCCUAUCUUCGAAAGCAGCUCGAGAAACUUAAAGCUCAACAACAACAACAACAACAACCACAGCAACAAGAUUAGGGAAAAACUUGAUUCUGUUGAUGUUGUUUUUACUUCGCCAAGCUUUUAUUGACUUUGAGGGAAUAUACCCAAGAAACUGCAGAAUUUUUUGAAUGACUUCAGUUUUAAGUUUGAUUAGAUGGAUAGCGUUAUAUUGUAUUUGUACGAGUAUGUUAUUUUGUAAAGAGAGUAAAUUUUUUGUUUUCCA